Molecule: messenger RNA, 885 nt
Organism: Lolium rigidum
Lineage: Eukaryota; Viridiplantae; Streptophyta; Magnoliopsida; Poales; Poaceae
Exons: 2
Coding region: 159-860 (233 amino acids)
Source: RefSeq, a predicted model, not a curated record
CUCUCUCCUCCUCUCCCCAUCCCUCUCGUCUGAAAGUUCCCUUGGCCGCCCCGGCUCUCCUCCCCUUCUCCUCCGGCAGCUCCGGCGGCCGGAGUGGGAGGGGGAGGGGAGGCCGGCCUCCUCUCCUGUAUAGUUGUAGGUCUAGUUUGUUUCCCUUUAUGGAGUCUGGCGUUAUGCCAUUAGAUAGGAGCGGAGUACUUGAUCUGUGGAGCCAGAUCUUGUGCGUCUUAGGGAUCCUCCUCGUCGGCUUCUUGCUCCAGUGGCCGGAGCUAGAUGAAAGGAUGAGGAGUACCGUCUCCAUCAAUAAAGCUGAAGCUCUUGGAGGAGGUAUUCUGGAGAGGGGAAGCUCCGAUUCGUCUCGAUCUCUGUCCUGCCGUGGUGGUGAGGGGAGAUGGGACGGUGGUGCUUUCUCCUUUUUCAGGUUGUGCCUCCCCCGAUGGUGGUUCUUCCUCAACAAGUGCAACCAAGCUGGAGGCCUCUUGGCCUCGGCUAUCCUCGGCCGGAAAGGCGGCCUUCUAUCGACAACCUCCAGAUGGGAGGCUCAUCUCCGUCCUGGCUGCUGGAGCUCGGCACUGCGUCUUCCCCAAGUGGUUCGUCCCCGGUGGAUUCGCGGUGGCCAGCGGCGGCGGAUCUGCGCUGGAAAGGGGCGUUCGAGCAUACUCGUCCUGUUCCUCGGCGGCGACGCCUGGAGGACGCCGGCGUCUGGUGGCGGAGGCAUCCAGGGACUGGAUUGCUUUUCAUCUUUUUGUUCCCAGGUGUUUUAUGUAAAAAGACAGGCCUUAUCCUCAAAUAUUAGGUUCUUUAGAGCGAGUGUUGAAAAGGUCCUGUCUGCAAAAUGUACCUGCCACAUUGUUCCUUAAUGCAAGUUCCACCGGGGUCUCUGGA